This is a messenger RNA of Drosophila rhopaloa, 1169 nucleotides long. It is a transcript of the gene Torsin, whose product is annotated as torsin-like protein. The transcript is spliced from 2 exons. Gene Ontology annotation, biological process: cellular response to misfolded protein. The record is from RefSeq and is a predicted model, not a curated record. Gene Ontology annotation, molecular function: ATP binding; ATP hydrolysis activity. NCBI's taxonomy places the organism in Eukaryota, Metazoa, Arthropoda, Insecta, Diptera, Drosophilidae. The coding region runs from base 59 to 1072 and encodes 337 amino acids.
UUACCGGCGCAAGACUGCAACUCUUAAUGUUAUAGUCAGCGCACAAAGAGCGUCCAAGAUGAGCUUUUUAACCUUUUUGCCGCUGUGCCUUGGCCUCCUGGUGAUCCUGCCCCGGCCCCUCGAAUCCCUGGAGCCUUUAACAAUGGGCGCCAUCGGAUUCGGGGCCCUGGGACUGGGUACUUAUUUCAAGGAGCACACGUAUUGCCGCUUUACCGAGUGCUGCGAUGAUCGCAGCAUUCCGGGUAAUAUCAAUCAGUUGCGAGCAUCUUUGGAGAGAUCCUUGUUCGGGCAGCACAUUGUGGCCCAGCAUAUAGUUCCGGCCCUAUUGGCCCACUUCAGCAAAAGCAGUAACUCCCGGAAACCACUGGUCAUCAGCUUCCAUGGACAGCCGGGAACGGGCAAGAACUUCGUUGCGGAGCAGAUUGCCCAGGCUCUGUAUUUGGAGGGCUCCAAGUCCAGCUAUGUGGCCAAGUAUCUGGGCCAGGCGGACUUCCCCCAGGCAGAGCGAGUGGGCGAGUACAAAGAGCGGAUCAAUCGGGAAGUGCGUCGGCACCUGCGCGAUUGCCCAAGAUCCCUGUUCAUCUUCGACGAAGUGGACAAGAUGCCCAGUGGGGUCUUCGAUACGCUCACCUCGCUGGUGGACUACAACGCCUUUGCCGAUGGCACGGAUAACACCAAGGCCAUCUUCAUUUUCCUGUCGAAUACGGCGGGCAUGCACAUAGCCGAUCAUCUGGGUAAUCUGAUGAAAGGCGGAAAACUACGAGAGGACACUCGCCUGAGUGACUUUGAACCUCUGGUGAAAACGGCCGCUUACAACUUGAAUGGCGGCCUGAAGAAGACCACCUUGAUCGAAGCCCAUGUUAUCGAUCAUUACAUUCCGUUCCUGCCCAUGGAGAAGGUCCAUGUGGUCAAGUGCCUGGAGGCCGAGUUCCGCCGUUGGAAUCGCUCGCCCGAUCGCCAGAUCAUCGAAGAUAUCAUGAGCUCUUCAAUUAGCUUUGAUCGCACGCAUGGCCUUUUCGCCAUUUCCGGCUGCAAAACGCUCGAGAAGAAGGUGGGCAUGGCCAUUAACUAGGGAAGUGAUGCCCCUUACACAUUUUGCAUUGUAUUUUUGAGACUAUUUUAUAGAAUAAAGUGAAACAGGUUUAACUACCAGGGAUUCAACCACUUGA